GGGUGGUUUGCUGUUUGUGUGAUUGCCAAAAAUCUGAUUUGGAAAUUUUGGUUUUUGACCAAAUAAAUUGAAAUUAAUAUGUGGGUUGGGUGAGGAAGAAGAAGAAGAACCACUAAUGAAGCUUCUUGUCUUGUGGGUGCAUGGUGGUUGUUCUUCCUUGGGAGGCCAACCAUUGAUGCUCUCUCUAUGUUGCUCUCUCAUCCCAAUUCAUCAAGUCAACGCCUAAACUCAAACCCUAUCCUCUAUACAGGCUAUACUAUACUACCUUGUUUUCAGAAUAUUUCAAGUCUCAAGAAAAAUUGAAGCCAUGAAGCAAGAGACUACUGCAACAAGAAGUAAGGGUGAGGGAAAGCCCAGCAGUGUCUCAUUUUCCACCACCACCACCACCACCACCACAAACCCAUCUCGUUUUAGGGUCUCCUCUAAAGCAGCAAAGGACUCACCGAAACCUGAUACUAUGAAUGGGGAAUCACCAUCUUCCAAAUCAAGAGCCAAGUCUGUUCCUCAAAAGCCAAGGAGGUCACUUGUUCUCAGCAAACCCAAAUCUGGGGAUGAUGUUGCCGUUGUGGGGAUGGGAUCACAAUCUCAUAAAGGAAGGGACUUGGAGGAUGUCAAGGGCGUGGUUCGGACCGGGAACCGCCCGGUGGCGGUGGAGCAAUAUGCUCGGCCUCGAAGGCAGCGGCCGCCUAUGGAUGCCAGUUCUAAAAGGAAUGAAGAUGAUUUAGAUGGGAAAAAGAAGAAGGAAUUAUUGCAGGAGAAGAUUGUGCCUAAUGAUAUUGUGAUCAAGAAUCUGCAGUCUGAGGUAAUGGAGUUGAAAGCAGAGUUGGAGAAGAUGCAGAGCUUGAAUAUGGAGCUCCAGUCUCAGAACAGGAAGCUCUCUGAUAAUCUUGUCGCAGCAGAAGCAAAGAUUGCAGCUCUCACCCUUCGAGAACAGAGAGUGUCAAUUUCUGAGUACCAGAGCCCAAAAUUUAAAGACAUUCAGAAACUCAUUGCCAACAAAUUGGAACACCAAAAAACUAUAAAGGAGUCAAACAAUGAAGCAAGCAAGGGAAUGAUCAUAUCACCAUCACCAGCAACACCUCCAUCUUCCAGUGUUGCACAAGUACAAGGAAAGGUUCCAGAUUGUCCCUCCGCUCCACCACCUCCGCCACCACUUCCACCUAGGCGUUCAGCCAGAGCAGCUAUACCUCCAAAGGCUCCAGCAAUUGUAGAAUUCUAUCAUUCAUUGGCAAAGCGUGACGUGAAGAAAAAUCCUACAGUACAAGCGAGUUACAGCAAAUCCGGUGUUAGCAGUGCUCACAAUAGCAUAGUUGGUGAAAUUCAAAAUCGUUCAGCUCAUCUUCUAGCUAUAAAAUCAGACAUUGAAACAAAAGGAGAAUUCAUUAAUGGUCUUAUCCAGAAAGUGCUUGCUGCUGCUUAUACGGAUAUUGAAGAUGUACUCAAGUUCAUGGAUUGGCUUGACAAUGAACUCUCAUCAUUGGCUGAUGAGCGUGCAGUGCUAAAGCAUUUCAACUGGCCUGAGAGGAAAGCUGAUACCAUGCGAGAAGCUGCAAUUGAAUAUCGCGCCCUUAAAAUUUUAGAAAGUGAAGUUUCUUCCUAUAAGGACGAUGCUGGCAUUCCUUGUGGAAUUGCCUUGAAGAAGAUGGCAGGCCUACUAGACAAGUCGGAGCGGAGCAUACAAAGGUUAGUUAAGCUCCGACACUCAGUUGUGCUCUCUUAUCAAGGGUACAAAAUUCCAAUUGACUGGAUGCUCGACUCCGGAAUUAUCAGUAAGAUAAAGAAGGCUUCUAUGAUGCUUGCCAAGAUGUACAUGAAGAGGGUAACACUGGAGGUUGAAUCCAUCCGAUAUUCAGAAAGGGAAUCCACACAAGAAGCACUGCUGCUUCAGGGUGUGCAUUUUGUGUAUAGGGCUCACCAGUUUGCUGGAGGGCUUGAUUCAGAAACAUUAUGUGCUUUGGAAGAGAUAAGGCAGCGUGUCCCAGGACACCUAAGAGGAUCCCAAGAAUUGUUCGUGGGCAUACCAACAUCCUAAAACACCAAUUGAGAUCUUCACCCUCUCAGUUCAGUCCAAUGAAGAUUAGCAGCUAAGCCCUCAGUUUUCCUUUUCCUUUGCACCCGGAAACGUGUGGCAAAUGUCUCAAGGCAAUUCUACAGCUGCAGGCGGAACAUGGUCAGUGUGGCUGGAAAAUUAGUUCAUUGACCAGUGAUAUAGAGCUUUGAGUUAAGUAAGAAAGAAUGUAGCAUAUCAGCAGGUUCAGUUUUGAGAUAUAUAUAGCAGGUCCAAAUGAUGAUGAUGUGGGGUCUUCGCCAAUCAAACUUCAGCCUAUUUAUUCACUAGAACGAAAUUCCUUCACAAUAGAGGCUGGAGCUGGCUGAAGGACCAUUCCAGUUGUUCAAAGUUUUGAAUAUAAUCCUGUUUUGAUGGUUCAGACCAAUCUAUAUAUUGUACUCUUUAUAUAUGUUACAUAAUGAAAAUAAUUUCAUCUCU
Molecule: messenger RNA, 2488 nt
Organism: Cornus florida
Lineage: Eukaryota; Viridiplantae; Streptophyta; Magnoliopsida; Cornales; Cornaceae
Product: protein CHUP1, chloroplastic
Exons: 8
Coding region: 308-2032 (574 amino acids)
Biological process (GO): chloroplast organization
Cellular component (GO): chloroplast outer membrane
Source: RefSeq, a predicted model, not a curated record